This is a messenger RNA of Glycine soja, 1437 nucleotides long. RefSeq lists its product as uncharacterized. The transcript has a single exon. Bases 1 to 1437 code for a protein of 478 amino acids. The record is from RefSeq and is a predicted model, not a curated record. Lineage: Eukaryota; Viridiplantae; Streptophyta; Magnoliopsida; Fabales; Fabaceae.
AUGACGUAUGGGGACCUCUUGCCGUCUCUCAUUGCCAACCAAUUGGUAGUAGUGACUCCAGUGAAGAUCUACCAGUCCCCUUUCCCAAAAUGGUAUAACCCCAGUGCGACCUGUGCAUACCAUGGGGGAACCCCGGGGCACUCAGUCGAACAGUGCAUGGCUUUGAAACACAAGGUCCAAAGUUUAAUAAAGGCUAGAUGGUUAACAUUCCAAGAGGACGGACCCAAUAUAAAAACAAACCCACUCGCCAAUCAAGGAAAGGCGGCAGUUAAUGCCAUUGAGAUGUGUAGGUCACAUAGGCCCAAACAUUUGAAUGAUGUGAUGACCCCUAGAAGGUUUAUCUAUGAAGCCUUACAAGAUGCGGGCGUAAUCCCUCGCGGUGGGCUUAAGAAGGAUUCCUUUUUAAUGCAUCCAUGCAUGCCGCAUGAUAUGGAAACAUGUUCAGCGGUAGGGGAUUUAUUACAACAAAUGAUAGAUCAAGGCCGGCUUGAAGUCAGCAACGAGGAGGAAAGGGAACAACAUAUCUGCAUGCAGUCAGCAGAUAAGGAAAGUCAUAGGAAACCUAAACCCUUGGUGAUACACUUUACCAGGGGCACUGCUCCCCAAAGGCCCCAAGGCCCCUCGGCGGUAUCGGGCAUUAGACCUUUUCCUUUCCCUUACAAAAAUAGCCGCACAGUCCUAUGGAGGUACGCCCCUCCAGGUGACAGGAAGGAGGAAACUACCGGCAUCGGCUCACUAUCGGCCAAAGUAACCAACAUCACCGGCUUAAGCGGCAUAACCCGCAGCGGUUGCGUGUUCGCACCCCCCGACCUGCCAGUGCAACCCAUGAACUGUAUAGGGAAAGCGAAGGUGAUCAAAGGACAAAACAUCAAAGUGAUCCCCACACCGGACAGGGAUGUUCCGACAGGGAGGUUCGUUGAGGGAAAAGAGGGCCUCAACAAGAAAGAGGUAUUGUUGGAGGAGGCCAGCGAGUUCCUUCGCAUUAUCCAACAAAGCAAAUUCAAGAUCAUUGAACAACUCAACAAGACCCUGGCUAGGGUCUCCCUUCUGGAGUUGCUUAUGAGCUCUGAGCCUCAUCGAGCAUUAUUGGUGAAGGUUUUGAAUGAAGCUUACGUAGCCCAAGACAUCUCCAUGGAAGGCUUUGAGGGGAUCAUCAAUAACAUCACGACCAACAACUACCUCACCUUCACCAAGGAGGAAAUUCCCACCGAGAGGAAAGGGCAUAAUAGGGCUCUGCAUAUGUCGGUCAAAUGCAUGGAACACAUUAUGGCUAAGGUACUCAUCGAAAACUGCUCAAGCAUGAAUGUGAUGCCCAAGAGCACGUUGGAGAAGUUUCCGUUCAACGCCACCCACAUGAGGCCGAGUUCCAUGGUGGUCUGGGCCUUCGAUGGUAGCCGCCGAGAGGUAAGGGGUGAGACGACCUCCCAGUACAAAUAG